GGACACAUUUUGGGCGGAGUAAAUCCUCUCGCUUCGCCUCUUCAUCUGAUUACCUUGAAAACAACGGUCGGACAUCUUGUACGCAGUGUCCAAUUCUUGAAUUUAUACCAGUGGUCGAAUCAGUAACUAGUGCUUUUUGAAAACUUCAUCGGAGUAUCGGCGCUCCGGUAUCACGAGUCCCAUCACGAAGCCUCUAGCUCGACCGAACAAAGUACAUACCUUAACAUAUAUUUUGGUACUUCUUAGCUACUGUAGUUAGCAACAACAAUGAGAAACUGCUGUGCGGUGAAUUGUGCUAAUCGAGCUGGUCAAGGAUGGAGAUUCUUCACUAUACCAAGAGGAUCUCAUCCCUUCCAAAAGAAUAGAAGACGGUUGUGGCUGCAAGCCAUAAAACGGGUGGAUUGGGGCCCUGAUGGUCUGAGGGGUGAUUAUAGCUUGUGUGGAGCUCAUUUCAUCUCUGGAGAACCUUCUAUGGACUACGACAGCCCCGAUUUUGUUCCAUCAAUAUUUCCCCAAGGCAAACAGACAAGAAACUCAAGAAAGACGAGAUGCAGUAAAGCACAGUCUAAUGGCAGUGCUGUUGCCAUGGCAAGUCCAGACACAGAGGUCGAUAUCCUUCCUGACUGUUCUGAAGUGCUGCAUGGUCCUGACUGUUACCAUAGUGACAAAAGCACGCUAGAUCCGAAGAUGGAGGAUGAAAGUCAGACGCUGGACCUGAAUAUCAAAGAAGAAGUUGUGGAUAAUUUGAUGUAUCUAAACUAUUCUGGAGUUCUGAAAGAGGAAACGUGGGAGUGUCCUCAGCCUGGGAAAGGGGGUCCUGACUGUAACCAUAGUGACCUAAGCAAGCCAGAUCCAAAGAUGGAGUCAGUCAAGAUGGAGGAUGAACGUCAGACGCUGGAGCUGACUGUUAAAAUCAAAGGAGAAGAAGAGGAGGAAACUUAUGGCACUGAAUGUGGCAAGACCUCUUUGUCAACAAGGAAUCCGCUCACGUCCACUGGAGAGAAUUCUUACCAUUGCUCUGACUGUGGGAAGAGUUUCAGUCAACAUUCAAACUUAAAACAGCAUCAGAGAACACACACAAGGGAGAAAUCUCAUAGCUGCUCUGACUGUGGAAAGAACUUCAGUCAUAAGGGGAGUUUAGUAUACCACCAGAGAAUACAUACAGGGGAGAAACCGUAUAGCUGCUCUGACUGUGGGAAAUGUUUCAGUCAAAAGGGGAGUUUGUUAUACCACCAGAGAAUACAUACAGGGGAGAAACCGUAUAGCUGCUCUGACUGUGGGAAAAGUUUCAGGCAAAAGGGGAGUAUGGUACAACAUCAGAGAACACAUACAGGGGAGAAAUCCUAUAGCUGCUCUGACUGUGGGAAAAGUUUCAGGCAAAAGGGGAGUUUGUUAUAUCACCAGAGAAUACAUACAGGGGAGAAACCGUAUAGCUGCUCUGAUUGUGGGAAGAGUUUUACCGCAUCUUCUACUCUAAAGAACCAUCAGCGUAGAACGCACUAGAGAAAAGCCUUACCAUUGCGCGGACUGUGGGAAGAGCUUCAAUCGACAUCAACAUUUCUCACAACAUCAGUGGACAGUGUUGGAUGCAUUUGCUGUUUGUUUUGGUUGUUUCAGAUGUUGUGCCCAAUAGAAAUUAAAGGUAAAUAAUGUAUUGUCACUUUUAUUGUAAAUAGAAUAUGUUUCUAAGCACUUCUACAUUAAUAUGGAUGCGACCAUGAUGAGUUAGGCAUAAAUAUCAUGCUAACCCCUGUUAUUGUAAUGGUAAGAGGCUAUGUCAUGGGGGUAUGAUAUUUUUUGUGCGUCUAACUUUCUCACUCAUAAUUAUUCCCGA
Molecule: messenger RNA, 1834 nt
Organism: Oncorhynchus kisutch (coho salmon)
Lineage: Eukaryota; Metazoa; Chordata; Actinopteri; Salmoniformes; Salmonidae
Product: zinc finger protein interacting with ribonucleoprotein K
Exons: 5
Coding region: 268-1503 (411 amino acids)
Biological process (GO): regulation of transcription by RNA polymerase II
Cellular component (GO): chromatin; transcription regulator complex; PcG protein complex
Molecular function (GO): DNA-binding transcription factor activity, RNA polymerase II-specific; RNA polymerase II cis-regulatory region sequence-specific DNA binding
Source: RefSeq, a predicted model, not a curated record